CCGAAACAGAUUGACCCAUCUUGCUCCAUGGGGCAGCCUCAAAGACCCACCCACACCGUCUGUACAAUCUCUUACGAACCCGAAAGCAAUCAUCUUGACCGAAGACGAACAUCUCUGAGAAAAUUUCUGCAACAAACAGGAGCGUUCCGAUCACUGCCGCAUUCUAUUACUUUGCCCUCGUGAUGUCGGUUCCGCGAUUAUGUUGUCUUCUGAUCAGGAUACGAGCAGUCUUUAACACGCUCCUGAUGUUUCCAACCACGAUGUCGCCUCGCUGCUCAAACGUCCUGCGUGUUCCAGGUCCUCGGUCACGAAUUGAGGAAGAUGUGGUGCCACACACAUGGUUAUCAGACAGGUGGUCCCACUUGCAGGUCGUACACACUCUCCAUGGGAUCAAAGCAUUGCCUGCAGCAUCUAGCUAUCUCGGCAGGAGAAUGCCGCAAGAGAUACGGCAGAGCAAAGGCUUCGGCCGAAGACCUCGGCAAGUAAAACGAUCCAACAGCGUAUUGCUCUGGUCUCAGCGACAUACUCUGACCUCGUCGCAAUCUUCAUCGACGGUGUUCCUGGACUAUUGCACAAAACGACAUCUCGUCUUCAUUCAUUGCGGUCUCGCACCUUCGAGAUACUCAAGUUGCAUCGGACUAUCUCAACAAGUCCAUCGCUAUCUUCUUGAGAGACUAUGUCCUGUACGGCCAACAUCCUCGAUUUGAUGUCAGCUCUCCGUGACUACAAAACCAACCCUUGCUCAGCUGGGAAUCCCACGAUCCUCUACUAUUCAGCAACCCACACUUGAAAUUUCAAGACAGGGCUUCACAAUCAUGCUGGUAUUUGAGUCACCGAUACAGUAGUCUAAGACUCAUAUCAGAUCAUCCCAAAAACUGCAACCUGCUGCUAAUCAAAACUAACUCAAGCCAGCUCUCCUUUCGCGACUUAACGCAGUGCACCUGAUC
Molecule: messenger RNA, 947 nt
Organism: Aureobasidium pullulans EXF-150
Lineage: Eukaryota; Fungi; Ascomycota; Dothideomycetes; Dothideales; Saccotheciaceae
Exons: 1
Coding region: 183-707 (174 amino acids)
Source: RefSeq, a predicted model, not a curated record